UCUGUUUGCGUGGAACACAGCACUUUGUGUGUUUCUAGUUAUGAAUUUUACAUGAAGGUUUUUAUGCUAAUUGAGUAAGAAAACUUGUGGUGUCAAUCAUCCGCAGUCUUCUCACGCAUGCAAAAGAUAUUGACACGUUCGAGCUUCAACAGAGAGUUGAGUGGCAGAUUGGAAACACGACCGCCAACUGAGCGUAACACUCUGUGAAAUAUAACAGCUAUCAUAAAGUGUUGUUUCUUUCAAAGGAUCUGAGGUCGAAAAGUGACAAGGAAGAGACUUGUAGUUUGACCGGCAGCGGACGUUCCGAAAUUCGUCACUGCCUCGGGCGCGCGGACAUCUUGGAUUGUUCCAAACGUUUAUUUGCCAACAGCCAAAUCUUGCCGCGUUAUGGAAGGAAACGUGAUGAAUUCAGUGCAAGUUCCCGGGAUGAUGUCUGGUCAGCAAGCGGCCAUGGAACAAAUGAAAGCUUCUGAAGAAGGUCCGGACGGCCGUAAGCAGGACAUCGGCGACAUUUUACAACAAAUUAUGAACAUUACAGAUCAGUCGUUGGACGAGGCGCAAGCGAGGUAAGGUGAAAUCGAAUACGUCGUAAAUUUCGUGUCCGUUUCUUGCCACUGCCGACGUGCUGUAGUGACAUUAGUCUUGUUCAGUUUACUCUUGUGUAUACUCUUAGCUGUCGAUCUUUUGACUGCAUGCGUUAUGGUUUAUGAUAAUUCAUUGUUUUCUAAUCACACAUCUCCUCUCCUCUAGGAAGCACGCGUUGAACUGCCAUCGCAUGAAGCCCGCCCUUUUCAACGUCCUGUGCGAGAUCAAGGAAAAAACAGGCAAGUAAUGACAGCUUGAUAACACACGUGUUUUGGUUUUUAGAGACCUUUCUUCCACCGCUGUCGUUUGCUUCUGUAAUCCGGAGGUAUUCAGUAAAUCCCCGAGUUUUGUUUGCACAGUUCCUCGACAGAACGACUCAUCACAAGCUCAAGGAAUUAAAGCUUACUGCACGUACAUUCACACACACUUCCCCUCAUUCUAUCGAUAGCCCUUCAAUUUUUUAUUUUCCCCUGUUUUGGUUUGUUAUCCAACACGUAUAGAUAUCAAUUCACAGGGCGAUUUUCUCAUCGAACUAAUUCUCUUUGGGGCGAUUAUCUUUAAUAGAGCCGUAAAUUAAUCUCACAAGGUCCCCAUGAAAUACUUUAACUUUGUCACACGAUCGGCAAUUAGGAUUACUGUUUGUCUCGAGAAUUGAUGACGCGUUAACGCUCGUAAAAACGUGUUUAAUUCCGUGAAGAAGACCUCUAUCAAUUCGUUGUUUUGUCUUCAAUGCAAUCAUAAAUUUCUCGGUACGUUGAAAGCUGCUACUUCCCCUUUUUUCACUCGAUUGCCCUUACGGCUGUGAUUAUUGCAUGAGUAGGUGGCGAUUAUACAUGGUGGUGCUAAGCUUUUAUUUUGGUGUUAGCAUAAUAGAAUGUUUUUAAUGUUUAUUGUUUGUCUGCCGGGUUUCCUUUCGCAAACAAUAGAUUUCGAUCCUACCCAAACAAAAUACCUGUAAUAUAGGUUUAAUUCUCUCCUCCUGAUAGAUCGAUUUUUAUACAUCUCGGACUCUACCUUACGUUUUAAUUUUAGUUUAAGUUUUUAUUCUUACCAGUCCACAAAGUUAGGAAAAGCCAGCGUAACGGUUAAGUGAUCUCAGUGUAAAAGCUCUUCUUAAGCUACCAGGAUUAGGGAUCCAAUUUAGUUAUUAAAUCUUUCCAUAAUAUUUCCGUUUGUUUGGUCUAGAUUUAUUUGCAGGACUUAAGAGUUCAGUACUUUUUAAGUCUUUUAACAGGUGCACUGAUUUUUUUUCAUUUGUAUGAAAGGGAUCAUUUCAUUGACAAUUACCUCACAAUUCUUUAUCCAAAACAGUUCAAUUUUGUUACUGGCAACUGGAUUCAAAAAGUGCUAUAGGCACAUGGGCCGAGCACGCUUUUAGUAGGAUGUGUUAAGUGUAUAGAGCACAAUCCUGCUUUGAAGCAGCCAAUCACAAAGAGCAGAAUUUUAACUCCACAUGUAACAUCCUGAUUUUAAUUAAGAUCUUUGAGAAGAGUGAGCUUUUGUUUCACAAUUUUUUUAUUUUGUUCAUUAAUUAAUCCUUGAAACCCCAAGUUUGAUCCUAGACAAAUGGUCUUCUUCCUGUUUGGGUUUUAUCUAUAUUUUUGAGUAAAAUAUCGAAAACUGUAUUCAAACAUGCAGACAAACGAAUCAUGAAAGUUACCAUUCUUACAGUGCAACUUAAGUAACUUACGUAUAAUGUAAGAUCAUUUAUGAUAUGAAGAGUUUUUUUUGAAGCAUUCUAAUUAAGUAAUGGUUUGUGGUAGAAUGAUGAUAGUAGACCACAGAGCAUUGAGAUUAAUGCAGUGUUUAAAUUCAGGAAAAUUAAGAUUCAUUGAGAAUUAAUGCCCUUUGACGGCAUACAAAUAGUGAUGCAUUCAUUAUUCCAUCUAAGGUGUGGAUGUAACAUCGAAUGAAGUUUAAUAUGUAUAUGCCUGUUCGCCUGGUCGUCACACAGUUAACAUCUACCCCAAGUACUGACUUAAUUAAUAGUAUAUGAUAUAUAUAUGAAGAAAAGCAACAAUAGUUAAAAAUAAUGUAUAUCUUUAGUCUGGAGGUUUUUCGAAUUUGGCAACUGAUUGAUUGUUACUCUUCUGAUUCUUCUGCAACUGAUUGUUACUCUUCUGUGAUACCAUGUUCUCUCAGCCACAGUACAUUGACACUGCUGUUCUCUUUAGAGUCAAGAAAAGGUUUUAAAAUCUCUUUGUUCAGAAAGCCAUCUAAUAUGGAAGACUUGUUUGUGUGGUAAAGGCCGCGAUGUUGUAAUUUAAGUUUUAAGAUUUGUCUCACUGUUUGUGGUAAUUUUGGUCUCAUUAAACCUCAUUUAGUAGUUAUUGAUGUUACUGUAAAGAUCUGUUAACUCAAAAACAAGAAAGACAUGCAUGCAAUUUAAUUGGAGCUAAUAAAUUGAUUAAUUGGAACAAGAAUAGUAAUAAUGGUGGAAACAGCAACAAAAGCAUUUUUAGAAACAUCUCGUUCACAAACAAGGUUGGCAACUUAUAAUUUUUUAUUUGGAGACUCAAAAAUAAAAGAAACCUGGCUUGCAGCCCUGGUAGGUACAAAAACUGAUUGGCGUGUGACAUAUUUGGCUGGUUCUAAACUUAGGAGAGAAGGAAGUUGUACUUUGGGCUAAAAAGACAGUGAACUGCAAUUGGCCAUCUUUAAGGUGCAACCCAAUGAUGAUUUCAUCCUAAAUAUAUUGAAACAGCUUUAGGCUAUCUAGAGUACUUUUAGAUCUCUUGAAAUGCAUUCUAAGUCGCGCUAUAAAAUUCGUAUCUGUUCGGUCAUCCUAGGAAAACUUGAGUCUUUUCAAAAUUACAAGGGUUCCGGUAUUAUUUUCCCGAAAAUUUUAGAUGUGCAUUUAAAACACCAAUGGGUUUUGGAACUGCACUCCUUUCUCAGCCAAUCAAAACUGAGUAAUUUUUUCGUGUAUAUUAUUGAACAUAUUUCAAAAGUGAAAAUUUUUGAAGACGAAAAGUUUAGGUUUCCUUUUUUUCUAUGAAAAAAAGCCCAACGUGGGGAGUGAAAUGUGAAAAAUUAAACUUCAGAAAAUUGUAGGGAAUUUAAAGGGUAAGCUUCAAAAUUGUACAUGAAUGGAACGGUCAUCUAGAAAUUUUUAGCUGUCUUCAAGGAAGAGAAAAUUCUCGGCAAUAUUUGCUUCUUUGAACAAAUAUUCUAUAGAAAACAGUCCUUGGGUGCUGCUUAUUUCUGAGUUCCAAAAACUCUCUCUUUCUAAACAAGGCUAAGUGCAAAACCUUUGUUGUCACGAAAAUGUCUAGAAGAAGGGGAGAAAGUACUUUGUAGAUGUGGGCGUUUGCAUUUAUUAUUAAAGGUAACUAUUCAUGUAUGUUCUGGCUCAAGUUUUUCUUUGAUUUAAAAUUUUUGUGAUUGUCUCACAACAAUUCACACAAUCUGAGUCAGACAAAAACUCAAGAUAAACUGGUUUUUCAAACCAAAGAAAACCACAACGUACAUGUAUAAAUGUACAUUUAAUAACAUAGUAAUAAAAAAUUAUUUUCAACAGCUAACAUUUUGUAAAAAUAGCCCAGCCCUGGACCCUAUUUACUGGUACAGCGAGUUGUGGCAUGUAUUUUUACUAAUCUGAAAAUACAUUCUUUAGUUAAUUACACUGUAGUUAUUUUUUAGAAGUCUGUGAUUUCUUCUUGGAAAGACAUUGAGAAGUGUAUACAUGUAUGUUACCAGUCAAAAUAAAAUGCAGGUUAAAAUUUUUUCACCUAGGUUGAUUCUCUAGUUCUUUUGUCUCCUAGCCCUAAUUAUCCAUGAAUUAGGGCUAGGAGACAAAGGAAAUUAAGAAUCAACGUAGGUUAACCCUUUAACUCCCAAUAGUGACCAAGAUCAAUUUUCUCCUAACAAUAUCCAUACAUUGUCAACAGAUAAGUUAUGAGAAUUAAUAAAAUGAUCACCCAAGUAAAAAUGCCUUGAUCUUUUAUCAAAUUCUCUUAACUCAUUCUUAAAGGAAAUGUAUAGAGAUCAGUUUGGAGAAUUUGUAUGUAGAUACUGGGGCUUAAAGGGUUAAAAAACUUUAACCUGAAUUUAGUUUUGACCUGUGACAUAUUGUCAUCCUUUCUAUUUUUCAUUAUUUACAAUCCUAACAACAUUUCAGUUUCUAUCAGAGUAAUAUUAUAUCACUUUCAUUUACAAAAAUAAAAUGCCAAAAAAAGUCACCACGAAAUGUAUAAACUAAUAUGAUAUAGAUGUUAAAAAGGAGCUUAAAUUGGAAAGAAGCUGAGCAUGUAUUUUUGUUGGAAGUGCAUUCCAAUAAAGAGUAUAUAGACAGUAAUGAUAAUGUUGCCGAGACCAGCAACAACUGCUAUCUUAGAAAGGUAUCCACCUUGUGGAGAGGCAACUUAAAAGACUGAAUAGUGGCAGGGAUUCAAGUCUUGAGUCUGUUUAAGGAAGAGUCCAUCUCCUAGAGGGGUCAUCUUAUAGAGAUUUCUGUCAUAGAGGUGUCCGGAGCAGUGUUGACUGCUUACCUGUACACCUCAGGAAAAAAAACCUGAUUGGUUAAAGAGAUUAAGAGAAAGACUUCAUAGUGGAAGUAAUCAUUUAAGGUACAUGCAUGAGUAAACACACGCUUUUGCGUGUACAUGGUAAGAGACAAAAUUGAAGGGGUUCUCAAGGCUGUUCUCUAAACAAAUUGAAGGGAUGUCAAAGCUCUGAACCUGUGAAAACCAGGGUUCUCAGCAUAUAUGUUUUUAAAAUGAAAAACUAAGGUUUCCUAGUCGCUUGAGUAAGAGUACAGUGCCAGGGGUCACUGGUCACUGCCAGAGGACCCACAUCUGUGGAUUCUGGAAAGAAAUAAAUGUAAGUGACUUGAUUGUGAUCUUGUGUCACAGUCUCCCUUUGUCUUAUGAGCAGAAGGAAGGCAACUGUAGAGGAGAAUCUAAGGGUCAGUUAUUUAAAUAAAGUCCAACUCAAACCGCAGUUUAAGAAAUCUUUGAAUCUCCAGAUCUCUUCAUCAAUAGGUUAUUUUAAGAAGACAAAUGCUUUUCUAGUCUACCCUGUAUGCUUUCAUGAAACUGUUCACGAUAAAUGGUGUUUAUGUUAAAAUGUUUGGCAAACUGAAAAUGGCUUAGAAUGUAGUUUUGUUAAGCUGACUGGCUAAACUCCAUUAAAAUUAUUGGCCCUAAAAGUUUCUUUAGUCAUGUAGGGUUAUUUCCAGAACCCCUUCAAAUUUCCCUUUUCAAAAACUUGAUUGUCAAUCCUUCUCCCCCAACAAGUUAUAAGCACUGAUUAUUCUAAAAAAUAACAGCACUGGAAUUCAUGUGAAUUUUAUUUCACUGGAAAAAAAAAUCCAACUUAAGUGGAAUCAUAAAACAUUUUUAGUCAAUCUUUGAAUAUUUUUUUUUUCAGUUUCAGUUAGCUAGUGCCACACAAGUUAGAACCACAACGCUAUUUUUUUUAUAUUACUGUUAUAUACAACAAAAAUGUUGAUUGCUUUAAAAUCACUACAAUAAUAGAAAUUUUCUCCUCAAAGGAAAUUUUCACUGAUUUUAGCAUCUUUGUGAAAAUAUGUAUAUAAUGCAAUUAAGUUCUUUGCUGUGGGCCUGUUUUUAAGUGGGUCGUUGUAAAUCUUCAAGUAAUCAUAAAAACAUGGUAAAAUGUAAUAAUUAUUGGGGUGCAUACACACACAUAUAUUUUGUUAUGUUGUUGAUAUUUAUAAGCUGUGGUUCAUUUAGCUUUUUGCUUUGAGAGCUUGGUCUCUCAUCUAAAUAUUGUUUGAGUUUCUCAGCUGUUUUUCAGUUGUAUUAAAUUCUGCUGUUGCCCCCAUACUAAAUAAGAUUUUUGUGAUGAGUGACUGAUGAAGGUCUUCAACAGUGAAGCAUUGCAAACAUUAGAUAGCCAAAUUUGUUGUGGUACUUUAAGAAUAAUACAAAGAGUGAUUUCUUGUGCUGAGAUGAUACUGUCAAGUGGUGCUUUUAGUUUUUUUUUUAUAUCAUUUUCCAUCCUUGUAAGGCGACCAUUAAACUUUUGUUACAUACAUGUUUACAUUUGUAUGAAGCUUUUCAUUUAAGAAUUAUUUAAGUACAUCAAACUUUCUUAAACAUGCAACACAUUCAAAUGAAAGGGAAAGUCUGGCAAUAUGACAAUACUAUCACUGACAGUAAGAAUUUAUUAUUUCCUUGACUCCUCAUGAUUUUUAAUGGUGAAAUUUCUCAACACAAUUUGUUAUGAAAAUUGGAAUUUUGUGGUUUUCUUUUGGCCAGCAAUAUUGAUUAUGGGGUAUAAUGGUGAUCUAUAUGCAGAGAGCAAGUGAUGUUUCCGAAUACUUACACAUGUAAGCCCUGAUCCAAGAAUUUUUAUACUGACUUUUAAACAGACUAAGAAUCCUAAGGCUUUGCUCUGCACCCAAUAUUCUUCUUUACAGUUGUAGCUUUCAAAUGGUCUCACAAAGAUUUUGUACGCACAAACAUGUAAUUGGAUUACUACAGUGUGUAGUUUUUAAUUUUCACUUUUCAAUCAAUGAGCCACAUGGUCCAUCAAUCAGUCAUUCAGUCUGUCAAGCUAUCUAUCAAACAAGAAAUCAAAUCAACUAACCAACUUAUGGAAAGCAUUCUGUAGGAGGCAUACAUGUAGGAUAUUAACUUGAUUACACAGGUUGUGUAAGGGACUUCAAACAAUACAGCAGAAAUAGAGACCUAGCAUUUUGUUUUAUCCAAUUUGAGAAUUGACAAUUUCCUGAAUUUUUGCUUUUUUAGCAUCCCCACUAAGCAAAAGUGCUUUAUGUACUUGACACAGAAAUCAAGUUGUUGUUAUUGUCAUCAUUUUUAUUAUAAUAAUUGUUAUUAUCAGUCAUUCAAUUAUCAAUCAUUAUUUAAAUAUAUCAGGACCAACCCCCUGCCCCCUGCCCCUACCUCCCCCACCAAAAAUAGACAGUCUAUGACUGUAUGUGGCUCCUGCUUUUCUUUAUGGAAUGUUGCAUUAGAAAGCAAAUCUGGAACAAAGAUAAAAAGAAAAAGGCUCUGUAAAAUGUUUCUGUCGUGGAAACUCAUUGCCAAAAGUAUAUCUUUAUGUUCAAGUGGCUGGAAAAACCACCAACCAAGUUUGUCUUGGUUUUGUGAAUAAAAAAUCCAAGACUGCUAACAGCCAUGAUUCUUGGUGCUCUAGCGAUCACAAGGCAUAAACUGUUUAAAUCAAUCCGGGGUUGGUGUUGACUAGUUCUGACCGAUUUGAAACUAAAACCAAGUGAAAAGCACUUGACUUCUCAUAUUUGGUUCUGUUAUCAUUUCUUUGUUACUUACUCACUUACAUUCAGACGACCAAUACAAUGACAAAGACUACAGUGCUUAGCGCAGUACUUAGCCAAAAAUUAACACAACACCUGACUUCCCUCUUAUGUUUCAGUUCUCAGUAUCCGUGGAUCACAGGAAGAUGAACCUCCAGACCCCCAGCUCAUGAGACUGGACAACAUGUUACUUGCGGAGGGUGUGGCUGGUCCUGAGAAGGGAGGAGGGUCUGCGGCGGCAGCAGCAGCAGCUGCCGGGGUACAUGAGAACCAAGCUGAGCAUACAGAGUACAGAGCCAAGUUAAACCAGAUCAGGCAGAUAUAUCACACAGAAUUGGAAAAAUAUGAACAGGUACAUGUGUGGCCUAUUUAUGCGUACGUGAUUAUGCAUUUUGUGUAGUGUUUUUUAGUUCAUUUAUAUUGAAACCAAAUAUGAUGUUCUUCCUUGCUAUACAGUGUAGGUAUUUUUGAAAACAUUAACUUGUACAAUAUAAUAUAAAACUUUGCUUGAAAAAAGGUCUUUGUACAUUCAUAAAUGGCAGGCCUGCAGCCAGCUUAGACACACUGAGACUGUUACUUAGGUAAAACAUUCCACAUGUUUUGUUUGUUUUAAGAAGAAACAUACAGCUAUCAUGAAAAAAAAAGUUAUUAAUGAUUUCCUCCUCUUCAUAUUGCUGGAAUGGAUUUUAGUCUGGCUAUGGCUCUAAACAGGGUGUGCUAGUGCUAGGCCCAGAUAAUCUUUUUUGAUGCAUGUAGGUUACCAUUUGUUUUAAUAGAGAGGAGAAGCAUGAUGUCAUGUUACCAUGGUAGCAAAAUUUCUGGAUCACAGCAACAGGGAGUUUUUCCUUUCAGAUUUAACCCAGAAAAUGUUGCCAACAUUUGACAAAUUAAAUGAAAUUAAAUGAAACAGAUGAAGUUUGAAACAGUGUGAACCCACUUUUUAAUUGAUGUUCUGGUUUGUUGUCGUCCAGAAAUUUUGCUAGUAUGGCAACGUGACGUAAUGACUUCUCGUCUCUAUUGGCUUUUUAGGUUGUCCUCAGAUUUUGGCAUGUCCUCAAAUUUUUAGUACUGCUAGUUGUAACAAUAAUAUGGAGACUUAAAGUCAAAAAUGAAAUGAGAUGAAUUGGAUGAAUUAUUGCUUUUGGAUGGAACUCCAAAUGGAGGUGCAAUACCUAACCAAUUUAUUCAAUUUUUUCAGGCAUGCAAUGAAUUUACUACUCAUGUUAUGAAUCUACUGAGGGAGCAGUCCAGAACACGACCCAUCUCCCCAAAGGAAAUUGAACGUAUGGUGAAUAUCAUCCAUCGUAAAUUCAGUGCUAUACAGAUGCAGCUCAAGCAGAGCACAUGUGAAGCUGUUAUGAUUUUAAGAUCAAGGUUCCUAGAUGCAAGGUACUUUUAUGACUGCCCUUACUCUUUUUAACCCUUAACCUUGAUUCAAACUUCAUUUUUGAGUAGGCUGGCUUGCAAGUAGCAAAGAGCUAAUCAUGGCAAGCCAGACUGUAUGGACAGAUAAUUUUCUUAUAGAUAAAUAUGCAUAUUUUCAUACAGGAAAUAUGCAUUAAUUUUAUAACAACUGCAACAUAUGUAUGCGCUACACUUCAUAAUAUCAUUAAAUCUUUAAAGAAGAAAGAUAAAGAGGAAAACAAUUCGAAAACCAACAAAAGAACCAUAUGUAAAAAUGGCCCACACUGUAUUAUCAAAACACCAUUCCCUUUUGUCCCUCAUCUUAUAUCAAGGGAAUUUAUUUUGGGUAACAUGGCUUUCUUAGCUCAUAUUCAGCAACAUACAGUGUAUCAAAUUUCAACAUCAAAGUGAAGUCUUAAGGUAACUUAUUUUGGAAAUUUUCCAAGUGCCCUUCAUGUCGAUUUGAAUAUUUCCUUUUAAGAUAAGAAAUUACACACACUAUGGUCUAUUUACAGGCACUGCAGAAACAAAAUGGUACCCAAGUGGUGCAUGUAAUUACGCUAUUUAGUUAGACUGCUCCUUGAAAAACACUGUACACUGUAAGGUGACUUUGUGUUAAUCACCCUGGCCUUUGGUAUGUGGUAUUAUUGCGAGGAACAUGUAUUCAAUCUCUUUAAACUGUAAAAUUUUUGAGUAACUGACCACAAAUUUAAUUGAUUCCUGCUAGGAGAAAACGAAGAAACUUUAGUAAACAGGCCACAGAAAUCCUGAAUGAGUACUUUUACUCUCACCUAAGUAAUCCUUAUCCAAGCGAAGAAGCUAAGGAGGAAUUGGCAAGAAAGUGUGGAAUAAGUGUUGCACAGGUAACAGCAUUAAUAAAAUGGUUUUCAUUUUUGUUGAGAAAGAAUUUGAAAUAUUCUUCAUGAAGCAAGUUGUUUUAAAUUUGCAAUUCCUAUCUGUUCAGUCCAUUUUUAGUUUUCAAUACUGACUGAUUCUUACAUGCAAAAUAAUCUGCUUAGAUAUCAAACUGGUUUGGAAACAAGCGAAUCCGAUACAAGAAAAAUAUUGGGAAGGCCCAAGAAGAAGCUAAUAUGUAUGCUGCUAAGGCUGCAGCCGGCGGAGCAGCCCCUGGACAAGUACAAGGGCAACAGGGAGUACCAUCCUCUGGUCAAGGUAUGUACAGCUAUGACGCUAACUUUGACGGUGAAGAAUAGCAUUGCUAUUACCAUUAAUUUUGACAAAAGUUUUUACUGUUUUUAAGGCUUUACAUGUAUGUGUAAAAAUAAAUGAUAAAGCCUUCGUAGCCUUUUUAGUAUGGCAAGAUGAUAUCACACACUUGUUGCAUAGGGAUACUACUGUUAUCUUCUGACCAAUUCCAGUACCUUUGCUAAUAUUUUUCCAUCAUUCAUGUUAUUAGGUCAGUACCCAGCUGUGGCAGUAGCUGGCAGUCCUACAGGUGUGGUUCCAACUUCUCAGCAUCAGAUGCCCAUCACAAGUCAGCCACAGCCUGAGAUGUACAUGUCGGGGGUGCAGAUGAAUGGCGGUGGUUUAGGUGCUGAGUACCAGACGGGACAAAAUGUUGGUGCUAAUGUGCAGUCACAGGUCAGUGUGGAAAAUGAUUUGUUACUCAGUAAGGAGAAGGUUUAAUUCAAAAUUUUAAAAGUAAUGAACUCAUGAAAGAAGCAAGUCCCAAAGGCUGCUAAUUCUGAAAGUAAUGAGGGUUGUUACUUUUGGUGAUGGAAUUUUAUGGUAUGUGAUCUGUUUGUGUGGGUAUCUGCAGUAAAUGUUAAUUUGUUUUUUAAGCAGAGCUUCUGCUUCAAACAUACACCAAAAAUAAUGCAAAGAUCAGUUUAGAGAAACUUGAUAAAAGACUAAAUUGAAUGUGCCAAAGGCGGUUUUGAAGCACUCCUUCAGUCUGGUGUUUUUUUUUUGUUAUCCAAUUUUCUGACACUUGUUACCCAGAAGGUCUUUUUUGUGUGCAAGAUAUCUAUGCCUAUCAUUGUAGUGGUUUUGGUCAGGUAAUUUGGGGGACACAGGGUGGAUCCAGAAAAUUCAGAAAAUGAAGAUCUGUUUAGAGGACGCUAAUGAUCCUCAUCAAACCACUGCAUAACAACUGGCCAUGCUGUAUCAUCUAGCAAGUCACUUGAGUCUUUUAUAUUUAGAAACUAGCAAAUCCAAAAAAUGGUUGGCCCCCUUAUGCUUGAUGUAAGUUUCGUUUGGACACUUGCCAGCUAUAUAGAUACUUUUUAUUUUACUGAGAAUUCAUUAAAAAUUAUAGAAAAAAUCACAGAAAAAGGGGUGGCCACGUGGCCCCCUUGGUCCCACCCCUAAAUGCAUACAGCUUCAAACUGGAACAAAACAAGUCCAGUGAUCACUGUUAUUCUAUUGUAGGUGCCAGGGUUACGUCAUGUAAUAUCUCAGGCUGCUACUGGUUAUAUUGAUCCUGCAACAGGACACAUGCAGGCUCACAAUCAGGGACAAGUGUACCAUGAGCCACACCAUCUUCACCAUCAAGUAAGACUUGUUUUUUAUGACACAAUCUUAAAAUAAAGUGCAGAGAAGAAAUAACAGAUAAAUACACAAUUUAAGAAGUUGUGAAAAGAUAGCCAUGGUGCGUCAACACUUGUGUCCGUUUGUCUAGGACACGAAGAAAUUUAUUACGGAACUUUUUAUGUAAACCUUUGAAAUGAUGUGACCACUGAACAAGCACAUUUGUAAUUAAGAAAAAUACAAAAACAGUUGAAAAUUGACUUCAAAUUACGGUAGUAUUACAAUUAAUUGUAUAGUCAUAAAAGCAAACCUCAAACUUGACAAAAUAAGGUUAAAUAUUCCUUCUAACUUUGCCAUACCGCGGCCAUUUCAAUUGUUUUUACAAGCUCCAUUUGGCUUAGGAACCUAGCAAAACUUUUUGGACAAGAACUCGUGGGUUUUGGAAAACCAAAUUUAACAUGCUUGUCUGAGGGACAAGUGGAUAAGAAUAUUUUUUCUUACUCUGAUAGCCUGAAAAAACUUCAGGCUUGCCGGGGCUCUAACCCUGACCUGCGAUACCAGUGCAGCGCUCUAACCAAAUGAGGUAACCAACUGAGAGCUGGUCAGUAAAUUGGUUUGUAAUAUACCUGAGAAAGUUGAAGAUAAAAAUAAUGAUGAAUAUAUGAAUUUAUAUUAUUCAUCCCUCAGUUCAAAUAAGUAUAUAAAAUUCACAUACUGUAUUCAUCAUUUCAUUUUGACACAUUCAGUGGCUCACCUUUUUCUUAAUGUAAAUCUUUUGAAUCAGAAAAAAAUGCUUUGCUCUGAAUGCAUUUAGUGGUUAUUCUAUUACUCCCUCCUGAUGUCCUUAAACAUGGCUAAAAUAAGAGAAUUCAAAAUAAGUGAAUAAUAUUUAUUCGAUCAAUGACCCGUGCAACUAGCAAUUAAAGUCCACGCUUUCCUAACAGGGCUCUCUCAAAAGGAGUUGAAACUAAUGACCUUCUGGUUACUCGCAUUCUGAAGCGGGGUCUGAACCACCUUGAUGAUUAUAUUUAAGUAGCCCAUCUUUUAUUGUUGCUUUUUCAAGGCAGGAGGGUUUAAUGAGUUGUUUGACUCCAUUAAUGUUUGGGCCAGAAAGUCAGGAGCAGCGUCAAAGGUACGAUCAAAACUUCCAUGCAUUAACUUAAAGUGUUUCCAUUUCCGGUAGUAGCAAGUUUUACCCUGCUGAAAUUGAAAUUCUUUUUUCCGCAAUUAAGGGCUAGGCCAAAUGUUGAACUUUUCAUGAGUGGAACCAAACUUAGGGAGUUAAGUUCAUGAAAAGUUCGACGUCGGGCUCAGUUAAAGGUUCGUCUGAAUGAGUUUGGAUCGUCCAACACCGUCUGAAGAUCGUCUCAGGGACAACCGUCGAUCUACACAGCUACUAACUAAACUGACAAAUUAUAAAUUUGCCUGAUAAUGUAUAUUUAGCCCCGUGCGGGAGAAAAUUUAUGACUUAUUUGAUUCACUUGAUUGGUUCGACGCGUCCUAAGUUCGACGUGUGACCCAACAGACGCUCUUAACUUAAUUUAGGUCGACACAAAUUAAGAGUUUGGUUCGUCUCAUGAAUAGUUCGACGUUUGGCGUAGGCCUUAGCUUAUUUAAUCUGUGGUGGACCUUUAUAUUGUUUCAAAUGAGGCUGGCCAGCAAGAGUAGGUUAACAUUAAAUCCCAUCGACCGUUGCCCCUUCGGACACCUCAAGAAAUUCACACAAAUGGGGAUAUUCUAUUUUCCAAAACUAAAAAAGGAAAAAACCUGCACUAUGGUAAAAAUUUGCACGUGAGUUAAGCUUUUGAAACUGCCUUGGCAGUAAUAUUUGAAAGCUAAGAGUUGUCAGUAGAAACUGUGGGGUGAUGUGAAAAGAAGGCAACCCUUACUUUAGUGUACUGUCGGUGAAGCUAACAGUCCUUCGCUAUCAUAUUUUUUGUUGUUGAAAUAAAUCGUUUACUUUUCUUUUCAAGUUUUCAACGCAAAGUGAACAUCUUUUUACAAUGCUUACUAAUCUUUUGUUUUUGUAAUUCGAAGAGUGGAGAACAGAGAAAGAGAGGGCAAAAUGGCAAAUCAGGUAUCAGUAGAAUUUCAUAACUGUGAUUAAUUCCUAUUUUAUUUUCACUUUUUCUGGUUUGUUUAGCCUGCUUGGCAGUUGCUUGGCAGGGAGAAAUUAAACGCGCGAGGAUUCGAAAGGCGCGCCAGAAAGACUACCAGCCAUACUAUGGCAUUCUAUGAAGGUAACUAUGGACCCGUUGACCCUGGUGUUAUUGGUUGCGAAUUUUCAUGGCGAUUUGUCCCUGCAAAUUUACAAAUGCUUACAACCUGCACGAAAUUGCGACCUAUGCGAAUUUCCGCUCGAGAGUUACAUUUACCAGUAAAAUCUGCUUCGUGCGAUUAGUUCGUUCGGGACUUGAACCCGGUCUACAUAGGGGAGGGGUGGGAAGCGAGUGCGUUCACCGCUGCGCCAUCCGGGCUUCCCUCACAAGUAAAAUUCUUGAUUUCAAGAAUUUGCUCGGUUCAACAAACCGUCGUACUACGAAUUAUUUUUAAAGGAUGUCAGUGCUAUGUUUUGUUGUUUUUAAAGUUAGCUUUCUUGAUUCACAUGCAGGAAGCCGAAGCAAUUCACCUGCAGACUCUCAAGAAGAUAAAGAUGAUCAGGGGGGACCGGAAUUCUCUAGUCUCCAGGGACUCAGUGAUAUGGCUAAUGCUGAUUUUGAUUCGCGGGGAAAUGACAGAUCUCGGGAUGAGCCGCCCUCGAAACGAACAAAGAUGUGAGAAGCGGAAGGAAGCACGAUGCAGACAAAAGGCAUAAAUGGAGGAGCCUUUCGUGGAUUUGGCAGAAUGAUUUAUGUUAUAAGAAUCGAAGGCAAAUACUAGGUCGCAAUAUCAGUCUAAUAUCAGUGAUUAAUGUUGAAAACGUAGGGUUAACACAUUACAGAGGUAUCAAGCCAAGAGACGGUUUAAUUUUAGUGCUGACAUGUGCGUGAGAGGCUUCAGUGAAUGAAUGCCCUGUAUGCCAUUGUACAAGCCACACCGGCUAAAGCUGAUUUAAUAUGAUAUUCGAGACAAAAAAAGAAAGUCUUUCAACUGAAAAAAAAGUCCAGGUAAUCAUAUCUUUGCUUAAAUAUCUGAAGUUUGUUAACCUGGCGACCUUGGUGCUUAAAAGGAUUGGAGGGUUAGAGGAUAAUAGGAUAUAAAAAUAUUAUUAUUUGUGCCAUUUUUCGCUUAAGUGGCCCGAAGAUGUUAAACCUGUUGAUAUGACUUGAUUUAAUUACCUUAUUUAAUAUCAGCAGUAACGGAGCAAUUUCCAGUCGAUUGUCUAAAAUACUAGUUUUGUGUACUUGUAACGUGUGAUGGACAAUAUGAUUGGCUAGUAAAAACUCGUGCCAUUUCGUUGACCAAUCAGAAGAAAGACUUACAUCAAUCUUGACUUUCUUUUACGUGUUUCCCCGCGCUUUUCGUCGGUCACGUGUCUUACUUCUGAGCUCUCUUCCAACACUUGAUUAGGAACCGAACUGUUUUACAUCCAGUAUGUUUACCAUUAAAAUGGCCUAAAAUUAGGUAGAUUAUGACAAUGGAGGGCCUCAAAACUCGUCAAGAACGGCAGAAAUUUCGAAAUAGGGAGCAAGAUAAGUAGUAGGGAAUUUUAAAAAUUUGAUUUAAUUGUCAAGCCGUUAUAUUUCAUUUAUCCUUCAUUUCGUUUCUUUCUGGCAAUUCUUAUUUUAAGUAGUACGGCUAACUUUGGACAAGGUCGUGGCCUUAAUGAUGUACACAGCGCAUGCAAGUCUAGAAGUUUUCCUGCCGAAUUUCAAUUGAAUUGCCGCCUUGGAGUUUGGAAAGUAAGGAAUAGUUGAGCUUCAUAUUUAAAGAUGAUUUUUGAGUUUUUGGCUGGAUAAAAUUGCAGUGUUGACGAAAAAAGUCGAGAUUUUGUUGUUCGCCUCUUUACGUGGUUACCUAGGGGACGGUCUAAACGCGUUUAUUUUAUUAUGAUCGGCUUUCAUGACUAGAUGUUGUGGCCAUGUCGAUUUGGUUGUUAGAAUUUUUUCUUCGGUCACCUUCGCGAAAUGCAGCCGUUUAAUACCGGUUUUUAAUGGGAACGUUUUUUAACUUUUUAAACUGAGAACUAAAAUUUAAAGAGUUUGCUUAGAUAACGUUUAUGAAAUUACGGUAACUUACGGUGACUGGUUGCUUUUCUUAAUCUUUGGAGCUCGGAAAUUAGAACAAAGUGGUUCGUUUCAUAAAAGUUGUUUGUUGGUGCAAAGAAAUCCAGUGUCGAGCCUUAUUUUCGGCGAAUGCGUAUUUUUCCGACACGUAUUUUCCCGUGUGAACUGGAAAAAAUGUCAAGUUUUCCCUUUUACUCGAUUAAACCCUUUGCUUGUCAACGAAAACUUGUUCUUGUAAAUUGGGCUGUUGAAGGCACUUGUGACAAUACAAGCUGAUGUAUGUUUGCUUUUCGACUUUGCUUUUAUAGGUGGCUUACUUUGUUGUGUGAUUGUUUGACAACCAAAUUCCAGUGUGUAUAAAAUAACGUUUAAUUCCAAUAGGAGUACAUUUUGAAGGAAUUUUUGACGUUAUAUAAUUCCUUUCUUGGUUGUCAGUAAACCCUUUUCAGAACUUUUUAUUAACGAUCGACAUCAA
Porites lobata is the source of this 16363-nucleotide messenger RNA. Lineage: Eukaryota; Metazoa; Cnidaria; Anthozoa; Scleractinia; Poritidae. The record is from the annotation of a GenBank genome assembly.